CUGGGCGGGCUGGGCGGGACCGACCUCCUGCGCCGGGAGCGCAGCUCCGCCGCGGACUGCUCCAAGCUGCAGUCUCCGGAAGCCCGCUCGCCUCCCCGGCAGUCCUCGAGGCGUCUGGUCUGGAAAGGGUAAUUUCUUUCUCCCCUUCGGGACUGUGCUUGGAGAGGAAGGGUCAGAGGCGUCCUCGCGGGCUUUGAGAGUUAGUGGACGGGCCCAGCGCCCCUGCCUGGAGUAGCGCGUACCUGGGCUGGCCGUUCCACCACUCCAAAGCCACCCACCAACGACCUUGGACCUGUCCACCCCAGGCGAAUCCAGACCAUCUGGCUGGUUCUCCCCCGAUUUGGGCCGACUGUGCGCCUCCAAACAACCUUAGCAUGAUGUCUUAUCUUAAGCAACCGCCUUAUGCAGUCAAUGGGCUGAGUCUGACCACUUCGGGCAUGGACUUGCUGCACCCCUCCGUGGGCUAUCCAGGACUCUGGGCUUCUUGUCCUGCAGCCACCCCACGGAAACAGCGGCGGGAGAGGACAACCUUCACUCGGGCGCAGCUAGAUGUGCUGGAGGCGCUGUUCGCCAAGACCCGAUACCCAGACAUCUUCAUGCGUGAGGAAGUGGCACUGAAAAUCAACUUGCCUGAGUCCAGGGUGCAGGUGUGGUUUAAGAAUCGAAGAGCUAAGUGCCGCCAGCAACAGCAGCAACAGCAGAAUGGAGGUCAAAACAAAGUGAGACCUGCCAAAAAGAAGACUUCUCCAGCCCGGGAAGUGAGUUCAGAGAGUGGAACGAGUGGCCAGUUCACUCCCUCCUCUAGCACCUCAGUCCCGACCAUUGCCAGCAGCAGUGCUCCUGUGUCUAUCUGGAGCCCCGCCUCCAUCUCCCCACUGUCAGACCCCUUGUCCACCUCCUCCUCCUGCAUGCAGAGGUCCUAUCCCAUGACCUACACUCAGGCUUCAGGUUAUAGUCAAGGAUAUGCUGGCUCAACUUCCUACUUUGGGGGCAUGGACUGUGGAUCUUAUUUGACCCCUAUGCACCACCAGCUUCCUGGACCAGGGGCCACACUCAGUCCCAUGGGUACCAAUGCAGUCACCAGCCAUCUCAAUCAGUCCCCAGCUUCUCUUUCCACCCAGGGAUAUGGAGCUUCAAGCUUGGGUUUUAAUUCAACUACUGAUUGCUUGGAUUAUAAGGACCAAACUGCCUCCUGGAAGCUUAACUUCAAUGCUGACUGCUUGGAUUAUAAAGACCAGACAUCCUCGUGGAAAUUUCAGGUUUUGUGAAGACCUGUAGAACCUCUUUUUGUGGGUGAUUUUUAAAUAUGCUGGGCUGGACAUUCCAGUUUUAGCCAGGCAUUGGUUAAAAGCGUUAGAUGGGAUGAUGCUCAGACUCCUCUGAUCAAAGUUCUGGGAGGCGUAGAAGGAAAAGUGAAAGGCCUUAGAGGGGCCUGUCAACCAGCAACCUGAAAUGGACAAACCAGUCUACUUAAGAUCCUGUCAUAGUUUUAGAUCAUUGGUUUUCCUGAUUUGCAAAGUGAUUGAUCCAAUGCAUUCUAGCCAUGUGCAACCAAACACCACCAAAAAUAAAAUCAAACAAAAUUAAGUCGUGAGGGAAGGGAGGGAAGGUCAUAGCCUUUGUAAGCAGAGGUGAUCCAAUGUUUUAGCCAAUCCUUGGUUGAAUUUUAGGAAUGAACAGUGUCUCGAGCUCAUUCACGUUUCAUGACCAACUGGUAGUUGGCACUGAAAAACUUUUCAGGGCUGUGUGAAUUGUGCGACUGAUUGUCCUAGAUGCACUACUUUAUUUAAAAAUAAUGUUCAUAAGGAUUCAAUAUGUAGUUUAAGAGACAAUCAGUGUGUGUCCUAUAUAAAUGGUACAUCUGUGGUUCUUAAUCCGUGCUAGACUUCAAAACUGUGAUCUCCUGUUACUGUAUGCAACCUUGGGUCCCGCCUCUGCAGGGGCCCUUCUGUGAUUAAAUAGGUUAUAAUUAUAAGCAAAAUUCAGAGCAACUGAAUGAGUACAGAUCUAAAAAGAUUACCUUUGGCUGGAGGUGAGCUGCACUGAAACUUUACGACAACAUGUCUCUGGACAAGGAGAGUGAGAGAAGAGAAACAAAGGACACUCAUUCAUCUGUAACUUACUGUUGGUAAGCCUAGCAGUAAACAGACAUUGGUCAGUGGCUCUCACCCUGAUAAAUUUUUAAACUGAGAUCAUUGUUGUUUAUGCUUGCAGAUGUUAACUGGAAAAGUUAUAUAUGCAUAAACCUUUUCUUCCUGGAUUUGGCAGAUAUGUAUAAUUAUAUUAAAGUGGUUCUAGCACAA
This is a messenger RNA of Cavia porcellus (domestic guinea pig), 2303 nucleotides long. RefSeq names its product orthodenticle homeobox 2 (gene Otx2). Gene Ontology annotation, biological process: multicellular organism development; regulation of transcription by RNA polymerase II. The coding region runs from base 375 to 1268 and encodes 297 amino acids. The record is from RefSeq and is a predicted model, not a curated record. Gene Ontology annotation, molecular function: RNA polymerase II cis-regulatory region sequence-specific DNA binding; DNA-binding transcription factor activity, RNA polymerase II-specific. Gene Ontology annotation, cellular component: nucleus. NCBI's taxonomy places the organism in Eukaryota, Metazoa, Chordata, Mammalia, Rodentia, Caviidae. The transcript has 4 exons.